AUGACCUUCUCGCGAUCUAUUCAUAUCGUCGGCUGCCAUGCUGAAGGAGAAGUCGGCGACGUGAUCACCGGCGGUGUCCUUGAUGUCCCCGGCAAGACCAUGUUCGACAAGCUGAUGCAUUUCCAAACAAAAAGAGACGACCUGCGACAGUUCGUUCUCAAUGAACCUCGAGGCCGUGCUCCAAUGAAUGUGAACCUUCUUCUGCCACCCUGCGAUCCUCGCGCCGACGCCGGGUUUCUGAUCAUGGAAAGUACCGAAUAUGCGCCCAUGUCCGGCUCUAAUACAAUAUGUACGACGACCGUGCUGUUAGAGACCGGGAUGCUCCCGAUGAAAGAGCCCCUUACUGAAGUUACACUGGACACUGCUGCUGGACUGGUAACUGUCACUGCAGAGUGCGAAGCAGGCAAGUGUAAGAGUGUUGAAUUCAAUAACGUCCCCGCCUUUGCGCUCGAGCUCGACUUCAAAGUCCAAGUUCCCGAUCUGGGCGAGAUAUCUAUUGAUAUUGCAUACGGUGGGAUGAUGUACGUGAUUGUGGAUGCUGCCUCCCUGGGCCUGGCUGUCAACAGCAACUACUCCCGCGAAUUAAUUGACAUUGGCGAGCGGAUUAAGCGUGCGACUGAGGCUGUAUACACCCCUAUCCACCCUGAGAACCCAGGGAUAACGGGGUUCUCUGUUAUUUCAUUCACAGAGCCGCUUCGAACGGAGGACGGAUACAAAGUUGCACCUAAUGCUGUGGUUGUUUCACCCGGUCGCUUCGAUCGCAGCCCAUGCGGUACCGGGACGUGUGCUAGGCUAGCUGUUAUGCAUGCAAGGGGCCAGAUUAAGGAAGGAGAAAUCUUCAAGCACCGAAGCAUAAUAGGGACUGAGUUUGUGAGUCGCAUUCGUGGACUUACAACAGUCGGGAAAUAUCCCGCGGUUUUGCCUACGGUAAAGGGCCGUGCUUGGAUAACCGGCUUCAGACAGGCUGUGCUUGACUCGACGGAUCCAUUUCAAGAGGGUUAUAGGUUGGGCGAUCAGUGGCCCGUUGCACGGAUAUGA
Messenger RNA from Aspergillus versicolor CBS 583.65, 1038 nucleotides. Its product is annotated as proline racemase family protein. The transcript has a single exon. The record is from RefSeq and is a predicted model, not a curated record. Gene Ontology annotation, molecular function: 4-hydroxyproline epimerase activity. NCBI's taxonomy places the organism in Eukaryota, Fungi, Ascomycota, Eurotiomycetes, Eurotiales, Aspergillaceae. The coding region runs from base 1 to 1038 and encodes 345 amino acids.